GGAUUCUGCAUUUCUAACCUAAUUUACAAUUUUUUUUUCCUCUUUAUACAAAUAUUUCACAUGCCAUUCCAAAAGUUUUCUAACAUGCAACAGAUUGAUUUUCUUAUGAUGAGUAACUAAAACCGUGUGGAAAUGGGAGUCAUUUGUGACGUUGUAAACAAGGAUUUCUUCAGGGAAUUCUGAGGGAGUCAUUUUUAGUGCCUAGAGGAAGGAAAAAACAGCCUUAACAAUGGCUUUUGGGGGAGGUCCAGAGUGGAAGGAAUGGAUUCCCCUGACUCCACUGCUAGACCAACUUCCUCAGCAAUUCCAGCGGGGGUUGGCAACAUCAGACCUUCAACUCACUUGCUUGGCCUCCUUGCCGCAACAUCUUGUGUUGGGGACCAAUGUAGGCUUGGUGUAUUUGGCUCAUCUUCCUUCUCUUAAUCUAAUGAGGCUGAAAUGUGAGAAUCCCUUAUCACCUAUAUCAAGUGUCAGUGGAGUUAGCACUGUGGAUGACAUGAUUGCAGCAGGAGCUCUUGAUGGCACUAUUACCAUUUUCCAAUUACCAAGAGUGGCUAAUGUACAGGGUAUUCACCCACCAAAUGCUGGUGUCCUUGGUUCAAGGGGAAUAUCUACAGUACAGCCAACUGUGAAACGCUUUACUGUUGGAAGCAUUCACAGUUCAAGAGUGACGAGCUUGACAUGGAGCAGAAAUGGCAUGCGACUGUUUUCUGGUGAUACACAUGGUGUUGUGUCAGUGAUUGACAUUAAUUACCAAACAAAUGAGUGUACUGCAAGGGAAUUAUUGAAAGAAGAAAGUAGCAUCACUCAACUGUCAUAUUCCUAUCAGCAGUUAGCUGUAUCCACCCUAGAAAGAGCCCUGAUUUAUAAUGUAACACAAGGAAGUGUGCAGCAGGUUGGUAUGAAGCCCAGAAAACACCCAGGCUUGUUUGGUUGUGUAUGGUCUUCUACAGUCUCAAGUGCAGACUCUGUUCUAUAUACCUCAAGACCUGGGUUACGUCUUUGGUCAGCCAAUAAUCAUGGUGAAGUCAUGCAUACACACAUAAUCAAGGAAUUGCCAGAUGUGGCUCAGAUGCAGCUUUUAAAUCCUAGUCUGGAAAAGCCUAGGGAUGGCGAAAGAUUUUCCUUUGGCAUAUUAUUCACACUUGGAACAUCUCACAUUGUUACUUAUAAUCCAAACUGGUUGUUUGUGAUAGACAUCAAUAAUUUAAAAGUAUCAAGCUACAGUGGACAAUUCAGACACAUAAGUGGUGUUGCUGUGUCUGAAAAGGAAAUAUUUGUGCUAGAAGGGUCGAGAAAUAUCAGCUGUAUCAGCACUGAGAAACCUAAUAUAGGGGAGAAAAGGAAACCAUUAAAUCCAAAAACUUCUCUUUUUCCUGAUACCCAGAAUCUUUUGGGCAUUAAGUCAAAAAUCAUGACACAAGGUUCGGGCUUCCUUGACCACAUUGCCCGCAUGAGCAGCAGUGUUGCUGCAAAAGUUCAGGAACAUGCUACUCCAACAAUUGUGACAGGCCAAAAUGGCAAGUGGCCAGCAUCACAAACUUAUGAUAGUUCUCAACUAGAUCCAGUUCAGCAUAGGCCUACUUCUCUUAAAGCUCAGCAGAAUAAUCUUUCCUCCUCCUCCUUGAACAUUGGCCCCAGCAGGCAGGAGCUUGGCCACCAGAGGUCUUCCUCAUCUGGAAUGAUACAGGAACCACAACAGCGCCCCUACUCCCCAAGUCUAAUACCUCCCAGAAUGGUUCAGUCUGUCAGCAGUUUCUUCCCUGCUCUUAUCUCUUCCCAGUCUUUGGUCAAGACAUUUGGCAAAACUCCUCCGCUGACUGAUGUGCCUGUGCCGGGAGAGCGCGAAGUUAUUGGGGAUUUGGAGGAGAUUGUCACAAGUUCUCAGAUUGUUGCUCAAGAGGGAGCAGAUGCUGAACCCUUAGUUAUGAGAGACAAGUCAAAGAAAAAGAACAAGAGAAGAUAUGAUGCAACACCGUCACCAGAUACCAUGAGUAUUAACAGCUACAGAUCCACACAGUCAGAUGUGAGUGAUGCUACUAGCAGUGAACUGCCUUCCAGUCCUUCAAUGGCCCUUUCUCACAGCUCUGUCUCACCGUCUCAUCGAGCAACCCCACAGGAUUUGUCAACAACGCUCACAGAGUGCAGCAACUUACAAGCAAUGGAAGAUAAUGGGGAAGAAAGAGUAGAAGUCGAUGGUGGAAGUAGGGUGUGUGGAGAUGGUAAAGAUCAUGCUCAGACUUCAGAAGAUGAGCAGGAACUUUGUGCAAAAGGAAGCAGUGACAAAGGAGAGAGUACCAGCCAUGAUACUGACUUUGAUUUAAAGAGUGUAGAUAACAGAACAUAUGAAGACUUCAAAUCUAAUAUAGAACAAAAGGAAAGUUUGUUAGCCGAGAUUCUUAAUCUUGGGUGUCUGAAGAUGGACCAUGAGAGUGCAAACAAAGGUGAAAAAAAACUGUAUGAGACUGAGAGUCGCCAUGGGAUUGAUAGGGAGCUUAGCUUUGAAAGUGGAGGAUGCUCAACCCCAAGCACAGUUAAGGAACAGUCCCCAGUACCAGAUGGACCCGUGUAUGAAGAUUUUUUCGCCCAGUUCUAUUCAGAAAAUAGUUUUAGUUCUUUUGAGAGUGGACCAGACUCAUCUAGUCAGAAAGUACAUGAUUCCAAUGUAGAAAACAGUUUUGAUGGAAAUUCACUAGGCAGCAAUGAUGGAGGAGAAAGAAUUGAGAGUAAUACUAGUGAGGAUCGGCUGAGUUGUCUGAGUUAUGGUCCUCCUUCUGGAAGUAGUCAUGUGUCUCUUCCUGGAAAUAGAUUCCACACUGAAAGCCAAGAAAAUGGUACAAAUGAACCUAGAACUAUGAUAACAGUGACAGACUCAUCAGAAGUGGCAGAUAUAAGUUGGUCAUACUCAACAGUGGAAUUUCAGGAUAAUCAUGAGUAUGAGAAUGAAGAAAUGACAGGUGGUUGGAUAAAACAGAAAAUUCCAAGCAGUGUGUUUAGUUUGAGUGUCUCUGAGAAUACAAUAACUUUCCUUGAUGACUGUGGUUGUUUGUAUUUUAAAAAUGUUAGUAAUGAUUCAAGCAGUCAGACUUGGAGAAAGGUGAAAUUGACCGCAAAAGUAACAGAUAUAUCGCUUUCUCCAAACAAUUCUGUUCUCUGGAUACGUUCUGAUGGCCAUGCAUACGCUGUUGGAUCUCCAGCCCUAGAAGUAGUUUCACCUGCAAAAAUGUCAUUAGCUGCUCGGAAUGUGAAGCAGAUGAGCCUUGAUGAUGAAUUGGCUUGGUACAUACGAGAGGAAGGACAGGUUUGUGUGCAGCUAGGAUUGAGCAGCCGAAGUCCAUGUGGUGUCGAAUACACCAUAUCAUGCAAGGAAUUCCAGCUGGUUAAAGUGGUUUGUCAUGCAAGAGUGGUUUGGGGCCUGACUGACAGAGGACAGGUAGCUUUCAGAAUAGGAGUGAGUACCCAGUCUCCCAUGGGGCAUGAAUGGGGCCUGAUGAAGAGCCAGGGACUGAAGGUCAAGGAUCUUGCCCUGGGACCUGGGAAUUGGGGAUGGAUUGUAGACACACAGGGCAAGGUCUAUUUCCGGGCUGGUGUGUGUGCUGAAAAUCCUCAGGGAAGGGAUGCAAAGUGGUGGCAGGUUGCUACAAGUGACUACAUGAUGGAACAAACCAGUGAACUAGGAUCUGCUAUGAUAAGUUUGUCAUCAAAAGGAAUCUAUUUAGCAGAGAGAGGGAAGAACUAUGUAUACAACCACAGUACAAAUGUGAGAGGCCAUGUUUGGAAUGUAUUUAGCAAAGAAGUUUGGUCAACUGUAUGUGCAGAAGGUGUCUACAUGGACCAGGGUGCAAUCUGCUGCCUGUCGCCAAAGGGUCAGCUCUUCAUUGUCAACCCCAACACUUCUAAUUAUGUG
Penaeus vannamei (Pacific white shrimp) is the source of this 3907-nucleotide messenger RNA. Lineage: Eukaryota; Metazoa; Arthropoda; Malacostraca; Decapoda; Penaeidae. The record is from RefSeq and is a predicted model, not a curated record.